This is a messenger RNA of Adineta ricciae, 774 nucleotides long. NCBI's taxonomy places the organism in Eukaryota, Metazoa, Rotifera, Eurotatoria, Adinetida, Adinetidae. The record is from the annotation of a GenBank genome assembly.
AUGAACACCUAUCGAACAGGCUCUGAUACACCUCGAAACCGCACAUUUUGUCUCUGGUGGUAUUGGAUCGAUUAUACACUUCUGGCCGUAAGCUUGUAUCUCGCCAUGAUCUCGAGUUUUCAGCGGCACGUUCUCGUUUUCCAUUCGCACUUGUUACGUCUUCGUCGACUACGAUGGAUUCUACAUUACAGUCCAUUGAUAUUCGGAGUGGUUUAUCCAUCGUGCUUCUAUCUUGUAGUCAUAUAUUUGUACCCCUGUGAAGUGUCAUAUGAUGAGACAAGUCAGUAUUGCUUGUAUCCAUGUUAUUUGGAUGUUAUUCUUGCGUAUAAUUUGGACUGGGUCUUUAAUAUUGUGCUUCCGGUACUGAUGAAUGGCUUCGCGAAUUUUAUAUUAGUCGUGCGUGUGAUGCGUUCGAUGAAAAAAGCUCGUCAACAACAAAGAAACACUUGGAAAAAGCAGAAAAGAUUAACGCUCAAUCUUUUGGUUUAUUCUUCGUUAUAUUUUCUUCUUUGGCUUCCGGCAGUUGUUAUGACUACAGUAAGUAAUAGCGCCAAUAAACAAUUGCUGGAAAAUAUUCCUAAUCUUUACUAUUUAUACUAUAUUUAUGUAUUCAUUUGUCCAUUACAACCGUUCAUGUGCGUAUUGGCCCUGCCUGAAUUAGUUCAAAUUGUAAAGCAAAGACAAAGAGCACGGCGAGUUAUCGCACCUGAAGUGCCUCUUACGAUAGGAAGGACUGGUUUACAAGUGAAAAAUAAUCAAUGGUACGGAUUGUGA